Molecule: messenger RNA, 1128 nt
Organism: Vigna angularis (adzuki bean)
Lineage: Eukaryota; Viridiplantae; Streptophyta; Magnoliopsida; Fabales; Fabaceae
Exons: 1
Coding region: 1-1128 (375 amino acids)
Molecular function (GO): zinc ion binding; nucleic acid binding
Source: RefSeq, a predicted model, not a curated record
AUGGUGCCAAGACCUCCUCCUCCUCCACCUGUCGAACGUGAUGUGCCUGAUAACACAAGGUUGUUGGAAUCAGUGAUCGAAAGGCUACAGCAGCAGAACACUGUUUUGAUGCAGCAGAACGCGGCUGCUUUACAGAGUUUGGAAGACGCUCGCGCAAAUUCUGAAGCGACCCAAAGGCAACUGAUGGAGAUCAUUGCGACCACUAGGGGAAUGCCCAGAGCAUCUGCUUCAAACGCUACUCAUCAGGCCGAGUGGAGUUUGGAGAAUUUUCUACAGCAUCGUCCAGCCAAGUUUGAUGGGAAGUGCCUUCCUGACGAGGCAGACCAGUGGCUGCGUGACAUGGAGCAGAUCUACAACGCCAAGAGAUGUCCGGACGACAACAGGUUGGCGUUCACUAAGUAUCUACUGACUGGAGAGGCCAGUCACUGGUGGGCGAGCGUUAAGAUGAUAUUUACGGACGCUCAAAGUCCCAUUUCCUUGGAAGUCUUCAGAGACAAGUUUUAUGAGGAGUAUUUCCCUGACAGCGUUCGUUUCGGUAAGGAAGUAGAGUUUCUACAGUUGGUGCAAGGUUGUAUGUCCGUUUCUGAGUACACCAACAAGUUCAAGCAUCUGGUUCGUUUCAAUACUAUGGCUACCAGUGAAGUAUGGCAGUGUAGGAAGUUCGAGAAUGGGUUAAGAAGUAAUCUGAAGGUGCUGAUAUCCAGCCAUUGUAUUAGGUCGUUUCCUGCAAUGGUUGAGAAGGCCAAAGUGUUGGAAAGGAAUGUGGCCGAAGCAGAGCAACAGAAGAAACAACAGCAAGCAACUAGGGUGCCGGUCAUGUCCAGACCUAAUCUGAAUCGGGGCAGGAUGUCGUACGCUCGUCCCGCACAACCAUCCAAUUCUCAAGCUAUGGUUGUUGCCGGACAGUCUGGACAGUAUGGUACAAUCAGGUGUUUUCAAUGUGGAGGGCCACACUACCGAUCAUCGUGUCCUCAGUUGUUAGGAGUAAAGUCCUGCACUCGUUGUGGGAGGAACAGACAUCUAGAACGCGAGUGUAAUAUGGGCGGACGAGCGGCAAUGAGGCCGCCAAAUGUUGGGAGAAUGCAACAAGGUCGGGGUGGACGAGCGCAAGAUGUUGGUCGAGUCUAA